AUGGACUCAGACGAAGAGUUCAUGCAAUUCGCGGAGGCGGGAGAAGCGCCGCCUUCUCCAGUCCCUCAAAGGAAGCUCAAACGUUUGAGGAGGAAACUCGCUAGUCCGAAAGGUUCGCAAGAAGCAGUCCAUCAUCUGUCGGAAGAGGAUGAUGAGCCUUCUCCUUCCGUUCGGCCCGUGAGGUCCCCGAUUCUUUUCGAAACCCUAGAUUCGGAGGAGAGGGAUGACGAUGAUGGAUUUCAGGCCACGAAAUCCAGAUCCGUGUUCGAUUUUAUGCGUCCCAAGGAGGGAGCUGAAAUGGAUUAUACUGCUGAUGGUUCAGGCACGAGCGGACGCGUAGCUGGAGUUAAGAGGUCGCUGGAUUUCGGAUCAGACGGCGAGGAGCCUGACGGCGGAGGAGAUGGAGAUCGAACAACGGUGAGUGUGGGAGUGGAUGAAGAAAUUUGCGAAUCGAGGAUGGAGGAAUCGGAGAAGCAACGGGCAGCUUUAGACGGGACUGAGGUAGAGAAAGAGAAGACGAAGAAGAAGCACAAGAAGAAAAAGAAGGAUAGGGGAUCUGAUGAUGGUUGUGACGAGGAGCCAAGCGCAGGAGGGAAGAAGGAUAGAAGAACUCGUCUCAAGGAACUUCGUGUUGAAUCUCAGAGGCUGUUAAGAGAGACCAGAGAUGCAUCGUUUAAACCUCAACCUCUGGUUCAGAAGCCUGUGUCAACAAUUUUGGAGAAGAUUCGGCAAAGAAGGCUUGAGCUCUCCAAGAGAUCAGUACGAGCAAAUCCUGCUUCGUUCGACGAGAAUGAUCUUUCUCCAAAAGGGUUAUCUGUAGACUUGGAUUCUGCGGAUGCUCAUUUUGAGGACGUUGAAUAUCCAGACGUUACUAUAUCAGAUGCUGUGAAAAGUAUGAAGAAGCCUGCUGAUAUGGCGGAGAAGACUGAUGUUGAAGGCCAGGAAGGAUCCAAGAACUCUGCAAGUCCCAGUAGCAAAAGCCCUGCUCCUGAAAUUGCACUGAGUGAGGAACUAAAGCAAACAUUUCGAGCUCCACUUGAUGACACUCAGGAUCUAUUUGAUUCCCAAACGAGUGACAGUAAAGAUGAGAUGCUGGAUGAGACACCUAGGAGUCCACUGGAGGAAGUUCUUGCGCCAUCCUUACUUGCAAUGAACUUGAAGUUUGACUCUGUUUGCCCUCUUGAUUCAGGCAGUUCUUCUGACGAAGAAGAGUACAAUGAUAAGGAAAACAUUGAUCCCCGCCUUUCUGGAUCAAUUGACCUGUCUUUAUCCCCCAAAGGAGAUCCAAUGAAGGCUUUCAUCGACGAGGAAGCCGAGGAAGAAGAUGACAGUGAUAAUGACUUAAACCGCUUCCAAGAGAAUGAGGAUGACGAUGAUGACGAUCUCGACUCUGAGGAGAUUAACGACAUCAUUGCAACAGGAUUCAAAGAAAAACCUGUUGAUGAUGAAAUGCGAAAUGAACUUCACCAGAAGUGGCUUGAGCAGCAGGAUGCUGCUGGAACAGAGCACCUCAUGAAGAAACUCAACUGUGGCGGAGGUCGUGGUGGUUCCGAGCUGAAGGAAUCUUUGUUGCUUGAUGAGGGAGAAGAGGAUGAAGAAAGUAACUGGGAAGGAGGAGAUUUUCUUGACGAAGCAGCAGAAGGCCCAGUUACUAGAAAUGUAAUCAAGAUGAACUUGAAGAAGGCCAAAGAAAUGAUGCCUCUGAUGUUUACAGAUCACAAUGAUGUGUAUGUAUCGUCGGAUGAUGAAGAAACUGAGAGAAGCCUGGUUCAACAGCGGAUGUUUGUCAACCCGGAGACUCGAAGCCCGUUUGUUGCACCAGCAGAAGAUGAAAGCUCCAAAGAUAUCUUCAGUCGAAUAAAGAAGUUGAAUCCUGUACCCGACAGCAAGAAGAAACCCAAGAUAACAUCUCAUUUUCAGUCGCUCUCCAUCGGAGGCAACAAAGCUACAAAGUCUAAGUCGUCUUUCCUGCAACGUGGCUCGAGAAACCCACAGCAAUCGUUCCAGAUGCAAGGGUCCUCCUCAUCCUCCAUAUCGCGCUCUUUCAUCUUCGAACGAGACGACAGCCAUAGCAGGAACACAGUCUCAUCAGACGAUCCCUCAGAAUCUGUACAUGUAGAGCCGAAAGCUAGAAGAGCCACGGCCAAGUUCAUGAACUCUUCGCAAGCUAGAUCAUCGGCCAAUACUCAAAGCACUCAAGCUGGUUCACAGGCGAAUGUUGGUGCUCCGUCGCUACACGAGAUCCUGAAGGCGUCUCGACAACGAACCAAUCAGGGCGACGAUGCGGCUUCUUGCCAUCAUGUUGAAUCAACCAUCUAUACUGCUUUCAAACUGGACAGGAAUUUGGUCGCCAGAUCAGCUGCGGGUUCUGUAUCGGUAAGAAUGGUUUAG
Molecule: messenger RNA, 2391 nt
Organism: Linum trigynum
Lineage: Eukaryota; Viridiplantae; Streptophyta; Magnoliopsida; Malpighiales; Linaceae
Source: the annotation of a GenBank genome assembly